GGACCGGGCUCCGGGACCGGGCUCCGGGCUCCGGGACCGGGCGGGGCCGUGUCCCCGGGAGCCGCGGCCCUCGGGCCCGUCCCGGCGCUCCCGUCCCGCAGGGGAGCGGGGCCGGCGCGGCCUGAGGGUUGAGCUCCGUGGCGGCCUGGGCCUCCCCCUGUGCUGCGGGGAAAACCAGAAGGAACGCGGGGAAAGAGCGCUCUCCUGGCGUGUUCCGAGAAGGUCCCUCUGUCUGUCUGUGUGUGUGUGUGUGCCCACGUUCCUGGGGAGAUGCCCAGCGUUUCCAGCUACGCGCUGCGCAUGGCCCGCCUGAGCGCGCAGAUCUUCGGCGAUGUGGUGCGGCCCACGGAUCGCCGGUCCAUGAGGGUGGUGCAGCUGUUCAGCGAGCAGCCGCUGGCCAGGCGGGACGAGGUGCGCAACUGGUACCCCCCACACAACACCUACUACGCCCUCAUGAGCAAACUGCGCUACUUCGGCCUCUACAGGGAUGAGCAUCAGGACUUCAGGGAGGAGAUGAGGCGAAUGAAAAAGCUCCGUGGGAAGGAAAAACCAAAGAAAGGGGAAGGAAAGAGAGCUCUCAAGAAGAAAUAAUGCUGUUUGAACAAUGUACCUGACCACUCUGGAAAUGCUGGGGAAUGGCUGGAGAGGGCUUGGCAUGUGAGCUGCGUGUGGGGCACAAGAAGCACUGUGAAAUAGUGGACUCCACCUUGGGAAUGCCCUUGGGUCUUUGAAGUUUUACUGCUUUUGAAUUUCUGUACUUCAAAUAUACUGUAUAUUGCAGCACAGUAAUAAAAAAAAGUGCUCAGUGUUUUUCUUGAAACCA
Messenger RNA from Prinia subflava (tawny-flanked prinia), 823 nucleotides. It is a transcript of the gene MRPS33, whose product is annotated as mitochondrial ribosomal protein S33. The transcript is spliced from 3 exons. The coding region runs from base 271 to 591 and encodes 106 amino acids. Lineage: Eukaryota; Metazoa; Chordata; Aves; Passeriformes; Cisticolidae. The record is from RefSeq and is a predicted model, not a curated record. Gene Ontology annotation, cellular component: mitochondrion.